AUAAGAGAAGAGCCCCGGGAAUAAACACACACUCCAGCUGUUCCUUCAUCUAAGAGACGUGUCCCGCCGUGCGCGCAGCUUCCCUGCUGCUCGUGCCCGCGUUGCGCGUCCGUGUGAUUGUGAGUGCACGCGCGCGUCGUGAGCAGCACGCGACUGUGUCCCUUUUUAACGGCUGUCAUGUCCAAACUGGAGCAGAUUCUGAUCCUCGACCCACCGGGGGACCUCCGCUUCAGAGGACCCUUCACUGAUGUGGUGACCGCUAACCUGAAGCUGAGGAACCCGUCCGACAGAAGAGUAUGCUUCAAAGUGAAGACCACAGCUCCUCGCCGUUACUGUGUGCGGCCCAACAGCGGCGUGAUCGAGCCCGGCUCCGCCGUCACCGUCUCCGUCAUGCUGCAGCCCUUUGAGUACGACCCGAACGAGAAGAGCAAGCACAAGUUCAUGGUGCAGACCAUCUUCGCUCCGUCCGGCGCCAGCGACCUGGAAGCCUUGUGGAAAGAUGCCAGACCGGACGACCUAAUGGACUCCAAGCUGCGCUGCGUGUUUGAGAUGCCCUCAGACAACGAGAAGACGAACGAGCUGGAGUCCACCAAAGCCCCGUCUGCUCUGAACGCCUCGAAGGACGGAGCGUCAGGAGCCAGAGCCGGAAGUCUGUCCAUGGACGACACGGAGAUGAGGAAGCUGAUGGAGGAGAGCAAGAGACUGCAGGCGGAGGUUGGGAAGCUGCUGGACGAGAACCGUCAACUCAAGGACGAAGGGCUGAGGAUGAGGAAGGUCAAUCAGUUGGACAGCUCUGUGUCCAGGUCUUCGGCGGUGAUGCAGAGUAAAGACCCGUCCUCCAGAUCUCUGCCGUCUCUGCUGGUGGUCAUCGCUGCCAUCUUCAUCGGGUUCUUCCUCGGGAAGUUUGUCUUGUAGAGUUCAGCCGAGCGGAGCGUGUGCUCUUGUAGAGGAGCGUCUGUGCAGACGAGCCCCACAGCAGCGGAAAUAAACAUGUGUGUGUACAGAUCAUUCACACGGCCCUGCCUCACACACACACACACACACAC
Carassius carassius (crucian carp) is the source of this 1046-nucleotide messenger RNA. Its product is annotated as vesicle-associated membrane protein-associated protein A-like. Gene Ontology annotation, molecular function: FFAT motif binding. Bases 178 to 915 code for a protein of 245 amino acids. The transcript has 6 exons. Gene Ontology annotation, cellular component: plasma membrane; endoplasmic reticulum membrane. NCBI's taxonomy places the organism in Eukaryota, Metazoa, Chordata, Actinopteri, Cypriniformes, Cyprinidae. Gene Ontology annotation, biological process: neuron projection development. The record is from RefSeq and is a predicted model, not a curated record.